Molecule: messenger RNA, 1239 nt
Organism: Tremella mesenterica DSM 1558
Lineage: Eukaryota; Fungi; Basidiomycota; Tremellomycetes; Tremellales; Tremellaceae
Exons: 1
Coding region: 1-1239 (412 amino acids)
Source: RefSeq, a predicted model, not a curated record
AUGUCCCAUUCAAAAGCCGAUCAUCCACCCCCUGAUACCACCCCUUCCGAGAGCAACGUCAACCCUUCCAAAAAGAAAAAGAGUCGUCAUAGCAAAAAUCGAGAGACGUACCAUCAGAAGCUAGAACGGCGUUUCAUGGAAAGUUUGGAUGAAUCUUCUAUCUUGGAACCCAGCAUUCCUUCCGAUCUUAUUCACUUCUUUACUCUGCCACACUUCAAAGACCCAAAUCUGCGUCUUCAUGGUCGUUCUCAGCAGAACAUCGACCUUGUCCUCCAUCGAUUGGCAUGCCUCAACCUUGGCCCUCCACGACAACUCAACCAGCCCGUCCCACAAGGUAUUCCAAACUCUAUGAAAGUCAAUGGACUACCAUACCACAUUCUGCGUCUUCCUCACUUAAUUCCAACUUACAAGCGAGACAAAAUGCUUCAAGCUUUUCACACUUUCAAUGACUUAAAGCCGUUUAAGCAUGUGUCAAGCUCACAAAGGCGAGAAGGAGUGGAAGGGCUCCACCCUUACCAUCUGGGGAUUGUUCGCAGACAGGGAAACUCGAUUGGAGUCACAAAAGAUACAAAUCAGACAACACGAGAAAAGAUCAACCAGCCCACCCCUCUUCAGAACAAACGACGUCAAGCUGCACUUACUCUCCUUCGCCUUCUUGAACAAUAUAUCUGUGACCCUUACAAACGCCAAUACUCCUAUGUAGACAAAGACACAGUUGACUACUCUUAUUUCAUCAACCAUCAAGGUCGUGAUGCAACUGCUGUUGAGGGUACUAUACCGGAGGGGGAAGAAACCAGAAAGAUUGGUAAAAGCAAGAAAGGGAAUGAAAGUGGGACAAGAUUUGGGGGAAUGGCAAUGGCAGUAGCCAUAGGUUAUGGUGAAGCUCGAAUUCCUCACCUUGAUCAAAAUGACGUUGAUACAAUUCCCACCUUUUUCACACAACUUUCAGGUGAUCCUGGCUUUACACAUUUUCCCCAAUUACAUGUUGAGGCAGCUUUGAAUUCUGGGGAUGUUCUCAUUGCUCCUACAUCUAAUCUCAUUCAUCACGCUGUGGGGGAGGGACCAGCAAGGCAAGGGAGAAUAACAGCCAUAUUUUAUACUUGUCGUCAUGUUGAAAGCUUACUGGGGAAGGAGGAGGAUGGAAAGAUUGUGAGUGGUCCUCUAGAAGGGAUGGAUUCAGAGAACUUGAUGGUUUUUGACGAAGGUGAGGUAGAGGAGAUACAGGUAGAUGAACCAUGA